AUGCCUAAGAAUAAGGGAAAGGGUGGUAAGAAUCGUAGAAGAGGAAAGAACGAGAAUGAGCAAAAGAGAGAGUUGCAGUUCAAGGAAGAUGGUCAAGAAUACGCUCAAGUAAUCAAGAUGCUUGGUAAUGGUCGUCUCGAAGCACAAUGUUUCGACGGUGCAAAGCGUUUGUGUCACAUCAGUGGUCGUUUGAGAAAGAAGGAGUGGAUCAACUCUGGUGAUAUCAUUCUCUUACAGUUGCGUGACUAUCAAGAUGACAAGGCUGAUGUAGUUCUUCGUUACACUAUCGACGAAGCUCGUAGUCUUAAGACUCUUGGUGAGUUGCCAGAGACCGCUAAAAUCAACGAAGCCGAUACCUUUGAUGAAAUGGACGGUGAAAUUCCAUUCGAAUUCGUUGCUGACAAUGAUGAUAUUGUUAUAAUCUCUUCAACACUUCAUUUAGACAUACAUAUACACGCUUCCUUAAUCAAUCCAUAG
Messenger RNA from Heterostelium album PN500, 477 nucleotides. RefSeq names its product eukaryotic translation initiation factor 1A (gene eIF1a). Gene Ontology annotation, molecular function: RNA binding; translation initiation factor activity. Gene Ontology annotation, biological process: translational initiation. Gene Ontology annotation, cellular component: cytoplasm. The coding region runs from base 1 to 477 and encodes 158 amino acids. NCBI's taxonomy places the organism in Eukaryota, Evosea, Eumycetozoa, Acytosteliales, Acytosteliaceae. The transcript is spliced from 2 exons. The record is from RefSeq and is a predicted model, not a curated record.